This is a messenger RNA of Nerophis lumbriciformis (worm pipefish), 444 nucleotides long. The record is from RefSeq and is a predicted model, not a curated record. Lineage: Eukaryota; Metazoa; Chordata; Actinopteri; Syngnathiformes; Syngnathidae.
UUGUCCCGAUCGAGACGACACGCAACGGUGAAAAUGGCAAGAACAAAACAGACAGCUCGUAAGUCCACCGGUGGAAAGGCUCCCAGGAAGCAGCUGGCUACCAAGGCUGCCCGCAAGAGCGCACCGGCCACCGGAGGUGUCAAGAAACCUCACCGCUACAGGCCGGGGACCGUGGCUCUCCGUGAAAUCCGUCGCUAUCAGAAAUCCACCGAAUUGCUCAUCCGCAAGCUGCCUUUCCAGCGUUUAGUCAGGGAAAUAGCUCAAGAUUUCAAGACCGACCUCCGCUUCCAGAGCUCCGCCGUCAUGGCUCUUCAGGAGUCCAGCGAGGCUUACUUGGUUGGCCUGUUUGAAGACACCAAUUUGUGCGCUAUUCACGCCAAGAGGGUCACCAUCAUGCCUAAGGACAUCCAGCUAGCCCGCCGUAUUCGCGGAGAGCGGGCUUAA